AUAUAUAUAUAUAUAACUUAGCAGAUAAAUGUUGGCUUUGGUGGUGGGCAGAAUGGCCUAACUUUUUAUCAUCUAGGCUUUUUAUCAUCACCUGCACCAGCCUUCAGAAGAGGAAACAUAAUCCAGAGAUGAGAAGCUUUGAGAGGAGAGGGGUGAGGCAGUACAACAGAUCGGAAGCCCCUCGCAUGCGAUGGACCGAGGAGCUCCACCGCCACUUUGUUGAAGCUAUCAAUUGCCUCGGAGGACAGAAAAAGGCAACACCAAAGCGUAUCUUACAGUUGAUGGGAGUGAAAGAACUGAGCAUAUCUCACGUUAAAAGUCAUCUGCAGAUGUACAGAAGCAUGAGCAACCAUGCCAACCUCAAUGACUUCCCAUCCAUGAUGAACCUGAACAAGCAAAAGAGGGUGCAGCGAUGCAAUGUCGAUGCCUAUAAUUCAAGCAACUGUGCAGCUCCACAUCUAAACUGUAGCCUCAGUCACCUACAGUCAAUUCAAAUACAAUCAUUUGAUGAACUGAUGAGAGAUUUGGCAAUAAAUAACAUAGCUUAUGAUUCAAAAAUUGACUUCAGACAAACAAGAGAUACAGCGAGCCAGCACAACCAGUUGCUUCUGGCAUCCUAUACUCAUGAAAGAUUUUCUGGGUUGGAGGGUGGAUGGUGGCGAUCAGAUCAUGUUUCUCAAAUAGAAAUGCCCGAGAGAAAAAUUGACUGUGAGCUGACUCUUUCAUCAUUAAACUAUCAGAUGCAGAGGGGUGGUGAAGAAACAAGUGAGCUGGGAUCAAGCAUCGAGUCCGAUACAAGCGAAGAGUUCCCCAUGUCAAAGAACACAAGUCAUGAGAAGAACCAUUUGAACUUAGAACUGACAAUCUCAUCACCUAAUUGUUCUUGAUAUGGUUUCAAAACUCAUAGUUGUUCUGCAAGGAAAGAGUAUAGUUGACAGAUAGUUGAAGGCCAGCAGUAUGUAGUUGGAUAGAGUAAGCUCAUGGGGAAGAAAAUGAGAGUUCUUGGAAUGUGAGCUAAUAUCAAAGAGCUGCGAACCAAUUUUGUCAUAGAGACCAGGAUAUAUCUGAAUAGUACAGCUCUCUUCAACAUAUCAUAGGGAAUUUAGAGAGAGAGAGAGAGAGAGAGAGGAUGUUGUGGGGCACUUUGUUAGACAUGGAAGAACAUAUUUUGUAUGUUGAAGUGCAUUUGGCCACUUUGUAUAGGCAUGGCAGAACAGAUUUAUAUAUACUGAAAUGCAUGUAUUAAUGUGUGUUUCAUUA
Elaeis guineensis (African oil palm) is the source of this 1260-nucleotide messenger RNA. Lineage: Eukaryota; Viridiplantae; Streptophyta; Magnoliopsida; Arecales; Arecaceae. The record is from RefSeq and is a predicted model, not a curated record.